AUGCCGCUGAGCUUCAACCGCAGGACAUCGCCCGACGCCAAGGCUCCGGCAGCAGCGCACCUCGAAACGAUGCCCUCAGCCACCGGGGUCGCGGCCAAACCAGCCACCAACUGGCGCGGACGCCCUCUGCACAAGACUGACGCUGCACAGCCACCGUUUGAUGCGGCCCACGAUCCCGAGCUGGCAGGCAAACAUCCCAAGCGCUCGUCGAGCUUUGGCAUGGGACUCGGCGGCAUGCUUGCCAACGGCAUGACCAAGGCGGGCGAGUCGUUGGGCAGCAAGAAGGCCGAGGGCGCAAAGACGCCUCCCGGCACUGCGUCUGGCGCAUUCACACCUGCCAAUGGCAUCCUCGGUGGCGGCAGUGUAGGCACCGCUGCCGCUGCCCCUUCAGCCGGAGCCAAGGCCAACCAUGCGCUGCCCGAUCCGUCGCACCUGGCGCAGUACUCGCUCAAGCUCAGCGAACUCGUCAACAAAGCCUUUGUCCCCUGCACCGGUGGCUCCCACUCCAACGGCACAACCUCGACGACGGGAAGCGCUCUCGCCGGGGCAGCAAAGAGCGCCACGGCGCUCAGCGGUGGCGGUGCAUCGAUGGGCGCGCCCGCGCUCUCUGCGAUCAGCUACGAAGGCAGGAAGCUGCCCAGCAAGGCCGUCAUCCUCGAGGUCGCUCACACCGUCGUGGCCGAGCUCGACUAUGCUGCCUCUGUGGAUGCCUACCUGCUCCGCGCUGCCUCUCGCGCCUCGCUCAAGGCAUUGACGCUGUUUGCCACGCGCAUCGACUCGCUCCUCGUGUCGCCCACAAAGGAUCCCUCGCUCAACUUCAUCCCCACGACGGCAAAGGAGGGCCAGAACCCACCGGGGGCACUCGAGUACAACCUCGGCCUCGUCGCCUUGGAGUGGAUCGUCGAGGAUGCGCUGGAGCGGUGCAUCGAAGGCCCGCCCGGCAGUCUCGACGGAGGCAUGCCCCACUUUGUCUCCGAGAUUCUCACGCCGGUCCGCAAGAAGAUGGAAGGCACCAUCCUUCACGUCAUCCAGCCCCUCUUCGCGUCGAUCAAGUCGUCGAUGACUGCCUGCCUCUCCAAGGCGGUCCCUACGCCCUUUAUGGGCCUCGGCCCGUCGCUCUCGCCCGUGUCUACGCUCAGCUCUCCAGGUGUGGCCGACGUUGCGCCCUUUCCAGGUGGACAAAUCACCGGAUCUGCCGCUGCUGGUGCGGCGACGACGUCGUUCUCGGCCGCAGCGGCCAACGCCUCUGCCCUACCCUCGGGCCUCUCUUCGCCAGGACCUGCACCUGGCAGCGGUGCGGCCACACCGUCCGCGCCCGUCCCCUCAUCGACUGCCUGGCUCAAGGAGCUCGAAGGACGGCUGGAGGGAGCAAGACGGCUCCUCGUGCCCCGGAUUGAAGAGCGCUGUGGACAGGACGGCGAGGGAUGGUACAUCUCGGUGGCAAUCCACGUCAUCUGGAAGGGCCUCAUGAUCCUCACCAGCAGGGUCCUUCCCAUGCCUGCAUCCGUCUAUGGACAUGCGCCUCUUUCUGCCGUCAGUCCAGGCGCUUCGCUGCAGCAACAACAGCUGCUGCUGGCUGAGUCGAGCAAGCGCAGUCCGAGCCCAGCCCAGCUGACGUCGGCCCUCAAGUCCGUCAGCGUCGGCGUCGUGGGUGCAAAGAAGGACAAGCGUGCAGACUCAUUCGACCACCCCAAAUCAGCAAUGUCCUUUUCUCCUUCGGGUCAGUCAACACCCAACCUGGCGGCUGCCGCGGCGUCUUUCUCGGCCCUUGGCGGCAGUUGCUCUUGGUCCGCCAAAGCGACGGCACAUCUCGUGGCCGAGCUCCAAGCCUUUGAGAAGCUCAUCAUUCGCUUCUCGGCAGGCUUCCAGCCCUCGAAGCUGAAGCCACUGACCAAGAGCAGCAGCGUGACAAGGUCUGCUGGAAGGAAGUCGGGCAGUGGAGACGAAAAGGGGCACGCCGACGAUCAGAAUGGGGACGACGAUGACGACAGCAGCAGCAGUAGCAGUGACGACGACGACGAUGAUGACGAGGACGAGCUGGCUCGCGCAGCGCUUGCUGAGGCACUGCAUGCCAUCAAGAGCACCAUCAUCGUCGCGCAGAACCUGGAGACGCACCCAGAAGCCAUCCUGGACGCCGUCUCGACGAGGGCGAAGCAUUGCUCGCUGCCUCCCGAAGUCAGCCGAGCCGCCAAGGCGACGCCUCACCUCAUCCUCCUCCACCUCGUCUACUCUCGCAUGCCCAUCCACCUGCCUCACUUUGCCCCCUUUGCACAGGAUGCCGAGGACCAAGUUGUCAGCAUGCCCUCUCCUCCUGGUGCAUUCGGCUACAAAUGGGCUGACUACGAGCGCGCCAUCGGCGGCUUCGUUGGCGGUGAGAGCUGGGCUGUAGCCCUCGUCAACGAAUGGAAGGAGGACAUCCAGGAGACGGAGCAGGACCUCGACCGACGCGAAAGGGCGCUGGACCAGGCUGCUCAGGAAGCGACAAAGGCUGCCAAGUCGGCUGCUGACUUUGAGGACGUUGACCACACGCCGACGGCCACGCGGCCGCUGACGACGAGGAUGCGAGAGCAGCCACAGGAGCAGGACAAGGAGGGCGCCGACGAGGACUCGCUGGAUGCACUCAAACUGCACCGUAGCACGAGUGCGACUGGUCAGAGCGAUAGCUCUGACUCGCUCCCCGACAUCAUGACCAACUCGGCGCCCACGCUGGACUCGGCCAAUGCAGACGCCGUUCGCCAGGCCCUGGCGGCGCCCGCCUCGGCCUCGUCUUCUCAGCAUUCGCUGCACAAGCUUGACGGCAGCAAGCUGAGCAAGAAGACGCCGUGGGCCUCUCUUGCGCUCAAGCGCAACAAGUCGAGCCAGUCUGCUGCGAGCUCCAACGAGAUCAGCCCGGCUGCUUCGCCCGAGACUUCUCCUCCACAGUCGCCUCCCUCUAUCCCUCAUGGCGCCCCUGGCUCCAGCGUGACCAGCUUGCCGGGCAGUGUCGGGUCUCCGCCGUCGACUGCCUCGGCAACGACGUCCGUGCCGGCUGGAGCGGCGACAGCGCCAGGAGCGGGAGGUGCCAACCAGACACGUCCCAAGCGCUUCUGGCGGCCCAAUUCGUCCCAGAAUGUCUCGCUCGGAGGCUUCCACCUGCCAUCAGGUAUUGGCAGAGGUUCCAUUCGCAGUUCGAGUCCACGCGGCAAUGGAAGCAAGGCGUCGCCCACCUUUGGACCAAGCGGUGGUGUCGAUGGUGCGGAGCAUCUUGGCAGCGCCGGCACCGGCCACGGCGGCCCAAUGACAGAAGAGGAGAGGCUGCGCGAAGAGAUGAGAAUCGAGAGGGCUGCCCUCAGGUUCCUCAAAAAGGCAGUCGAUGGCGUCGCCGCUGCCCGCACCCACGGCCACAGCCAGCACUGA
Molecule: messenger RNA, 3396 nt
Organism: Acaromyces ingoldii
Lineage: Eukaryota; Fungi; Basidiomycota; Exobasidiomycetes; Exobasidiales; Cryptobasidiaceae
Exons: 1
Coding region: 1-3396 (1131 amino acids)
Source: RefSeq, a predicted model, not a curated record